AUGUCCUAUUGUCUUCGUCGUUUGAUUUUUGAAUCUGUUCGUUAUUCAGAAGUUAUGAGCUCUCCUCCACCACCUAGUAUUGAGCAAAUUGAGAAAUUGGAGAAAGAUAAGUUCCCAAUUCCUUCUUGGGCAGUAAAACCACCUCCAGGAUCCCAUUUAGAUGUAUUGAAAAAUGAUCAGCUGAUUCAAAAGCUCAUGAUUGAUGAAAGGAAGGCCUAUUACUUUGGUCGCAAUCCCAAAAUGGUAGACUUUGCAGUUGAACAUGCGUCAUGCUCAAGAGUUCAUGCUCUUCUUCUAUAUCAUGGAGUUUUGAAUAGAUUCGCGAUUGUUGAUAUGGGAAGUAGCCAUGGAACAUUCUUUGGGAAAUUCCGCUUAGAACCAUUGCAAGUAGUUUUUGUGGAUAUCGGAACAACUAUACAGUUUGGAGCUUCUACAAGAAGAUAUACCCUCAGAGUUCGGGUUGAGAAUAGCAAGGAUGGUGAGGAUGAAGAGAAAGAAAAAUUACCCAAUGAUAAGGAGUUGGAGGAUCUCACUGAAUAUAAUACGGCUAUUAAUAGAAGAAUACCACAAUUACCUAUUUCGGAAGAGGAGGCUCGACGAAAAAAGCGGCGUCGCGGCAAUGUUUCUUUCAUAGAGGAAGAAGACGUCAUUAAUCCAGAGGAUGUUGAUCCUUCCGUUGGUCGUUUCCGCAAUCUUGUCUCCACUGCUGUUAUUUCUAAUAAUCCCGGGAAACGCAUAGCUGUACCUGUCAAUCGGGGUAGUGAACCUCAGAGAAAGAUUAUUCGACCUGGUCGAGAUUUCACUUUCACUUCAUCUAAAAGUUCUAGUCUCAGUGGAAUAUCCCUGAAUGCUGCGCCUGAUUUAGAGUUAUAUUGCCAGUCUCUCCCAAAACCAGGAGUACAUUCAAUUGGUCCUGUUCCCAGCGCAGCUGGUGCAGAAGACGACGAACCUCAUAAGAAAAAAUAUGCAAAAGAAGCCUGGCCAGGACGUAAGCCCUUGGCUGGUGGAGUUCUGUGA
Messenger RNA from Auanema sp. JU1783, 1017 nucleotides. The record is from the annotation of a GenBank genome assembly. NCBI's taxonomy places the organism in Eukaryota, Metazoa, Nematoda, Chromadorea, Rhabditida, Rhabditidae.